Molecule: messenger RNA, 514 nt
Organism: Rhizopus microsporus ATCC 52813
Lineage: Eukaryota; Fungi; Mucoromycota; Mucoromycetes; Mucorales; Rhizopodaceae
Exons: 3
Coding region: 46-333 (95 amino acids)
Biological process (GO): synaptic vesicle exocytosis; endosome to lysosome transport; lysosome organization
Cellular component (GO): synaptic vesicle; BORC complex; BLOC-1 complex
Molecular function (GO): SNARE binding
Source: RefSeq, a predicted model, not a curated record
CCUUUUUUUUACUUUGCCUCUUCUCCAAACUUUUCCGCUUCUCGAAUGGCUGAAUCAUUACCACAAAGUAUACAAUCUUUAUUUGGCCCUGUUGUGCUUGAAAUAGACCAAGCCAUUACAUCUGUUCAAGUUAGCCAAAAGGAAUUGAGUCAAGAAAUGGAUAAAUUGACUUCAGACUUGGAACAGUUUUCUGGUAUUGCAGAGCCUCCUAAACUUCAGUCAUGUUUAGACAAGUUGAUGGAGUCUAAAAAGAGAUUAAACUCAAGUAGUGCAUUGAUGCAACAAAUUACUGAACGUGUAGAAAGAAUUCAAAGCGAAUUGUCAAAAACGUAAAAGGAAUAUAUUUGUUUUAUAUUAUCUUUUUGCUCUCUGCACAACAACUAUACAAGGUAGAAAUAGUACGUUCAAGCGUCCCUCAUGUUUAUAUACAGCCACACAUAAUUCGGUUUCGUACUAAUAAAAACUGAAGUCAAAAUUGUGUUGUUUUCUUGGCAAACACUUGGUGCACUCAAAA